Molecule: messenger RNA, 8394 nt
Organism: Mercenaria mercenaria
Lineage: Eukaryota; Metazoa; Mollusca; Bivalvia; Venerida; Veneridae
Exons: 1
Coding region: 291-2708 (805 amino acids)
Cellular component (GO): cytoplasm
Molecular function (GO): protein binding
Source: RefSeq, a predicted model, not a curated record
UUAACAGUUUAACAAAAAACUUUCAUAAAUUAUUUCGGUUCAGCUUUACAUACAGCAUCAAACUCCUUAACGAAACUUGUAUGUUGUGAGCGUUUAUAUUUCUAUUAUCAUUUUUGUCUUAGUUGCAUUAGGCGAACAAAAUGACAUAUUUUGAUUAAGCAUUAUUUCCCAUUCCUUGAAUUUUGAGUUAGUUUAUCGAAUUCCCUGUCUUAAAUGGAAAUUAUGUUUCGAAUGUACGGCAUUUGGUUUGAAAUUAUUUCAAUCCAUUUUAUAUAGGGCUAACUGAAUUGAUGAUCGCUAGUCUUGAUGGGAAACAGUUUGUUAAGACCAAUUCUUUUAAUGAAGCGUACGAAAAGCUGCAUCAGAAAAGAAUUGUUGUUUUGAAAGGAAACCCAGGAGAAGGAAAAACCACUAUGUCUAGAAUGCUUGCACGAGAGGUUGGAAACGGUAAAUGUGUGAAUCUGAGUACACCGUCUGACUGGAGAAACGUUAAUGUCACAGAACAUAUAGUCAUCAUAAUUGAUGAUAUUUUUGGAGCCAGUGUCCUUGAUGUCAACGAAUUUAGACGAUGGCACAAAGUUUUAACCGAAAUCGAAACUGCUGUACAAACAAAGGGAAAUAAACUGCAUAUAAUUGUUACCUCACGUAAUUAUAUCCUAAAUGAAGCACUUCAACGAAUGUAUUGUCCAACAUUUUUCACUGAUGAAAACACAGUGAAACUUUCGUCAGAACAAUUAAGCUACAGUGAAAAAAAAGACAUACUGGAAUGUCACCUGAAUAUGGAAGGAAGGGAAUGUUCGAAAGAAUUCGUCCAAAAAUGUGUCCAAUGUAGAAAAGAGUCAGCUGCAGAAAGUCAGUCCUUCCCGAUAGGGUUUCCAGAAUGCGCCCGACUUUUUUGUCAAAGAAAGGAUCUUUAUCAGAAAGGUCACAAAUUCUUUCAACAACCUCUACAUUUUAUCAAAGAACACAUAAGGACCGUCUUUGGCGAGGAUGAGCUUACUUUUCUGGCAUACUUCCUGGUAUGGGCACAGGAAAACCAAGAACUGUCUAUACAAGAUAUUGAAUUACCGAUUCAUGUUACUCCUGAUUCUGUCAUAUCUGUCAUAAAGAGCCUACAAUUUUCACCUGAACAUUGCCUUAGAAAGAUAGGACAGUGCUUGAUAGAACAUCGAGAUGGUUUUCUCAAUUUUGACAACAAUACGGGAAUGUAUCAAUUCAGUCACAAAGUUAUCGCUGAUGUUGUUGGAUUGAUCGCGUUUGAAAGAAAUACUACCGCGGCGCUUACCAGCUGCGACUUUGACUUUGCUAUGAGGUACAUCAGGACGGAACAAACACAGCAGGACACACUAUAUGUUUCACCAUAUAGAUUCAGUAGGCUUAGUGUCAAACUGGUCGAGUUCAUGACAAUCGAAGCUAACCAAAUAGACGGAUCAGUGAUACAACAUGAAGCAUUUCGUAAUAAGACGUUUUGCAACACUUUCUGUGAAACACCAUCCAUACAGCUAGAUUCGAUUCUGGUUGUGCACGUUCAGUCAUUAUCAACGGUAUUUAUGCAGUAUGAUAUUGAACUCCAAUAUGACAAAUCACGAUUAGCAUCAUUUAGUCUUUUCAAAGGAAAUGGCAAAAGCGUGUUUGCGGAACUUUGCUUUGGCAAGUCGAUUAUUCCGAAAGAAGUAUUAGAAGAGGAACUAUAUUUGUCCACAAUGAUUGCUAUACGAUUCGGCGUCAUAGAUACGCUUGUCUGGCUAUCUGAACAUGGCACAAAGGUUACAGAUGAAAUGAUUAUUCUAGCUGCAAAGGAGGAAAAACACGACGUCAUACAGUUUUUGCAAAGAAAAUGCGACAAAAAUGAGGCAGACGUUUCACUUGGAUGGAAUAAGAAAUCAAAACAGAACCCAGUUUUAUGGAUGGUACAAAACGGAGCAUCAAUUGCUGUCAGUUUAUUGCUUAGUCGGCACAACGACUUCAAAUAUGUAAAGAUAAAGAAUAAGAGUUGUACAGCUUUGCAUGUCGCAUGUCACUUUGGGUCUGCAGAAAUUGCCGGAAUAAUUUUAGAUAAUUAUUCUUAUUUGGAUCAUGAAAAUGAACACGGUUAUCAUCCGAUACACAUUGCAGCCAAAAAGGGUCAUACAGAAACAGUAAUGGCUCUUUUGGAGAAAAAAAAGGAAGCGCAAAUUUGCAAGACAUUGACGUUGCCAAAAAAAGAUAGUAUCAAAGGGUUGACUCUGUUACACGUAGCGAUUUGGGUUGACAAUGAUGAAUUAGCAGAAAAACUCGUGAAAACAGGCUUUUUUGCGAGGAAAUUGGACGCAUUACAAAGAACACCUUUGGUAUUUGCACUGAAUGGUAGAAAACAUCGAUGCAUCAAACAGCUUUUGCAGAUGGACGAAAUAGAUAAGGAAACGCCAGAUUUGGAUGGAAACACUCCAUUACACAUAGCAAUUCUAAAGGCGAAUCAUGAAAGUAGCUACGUGGAGUAUGCAAAAGCCCUUUGUGAUAAAGUUGAUGUAAACAUACAAAAUAAAGAUGGUGAUACUGCUCUUCACUUCGCAUACGCUACCAAAGAGUCAGAAAUAAGGAACAAACUGUUAGAAAAUCCGAAUGUCAAGCGAAAUAUAAAAAACAAACAAGACAGAAUUCCUUCUCAGGUUCUGCAGCUAAGUACUGACGAAGAAUACGAACAAGAUGUUAAUGAAGAUGAUGUGUAAACACUUAAAUGAAAUGUUGUCAGGUAGAAUUGGUGUCUUGUUUCAGACUUUUCGUAUUGAAAAUAGCAGCUAUGUACGAGACACUGAAUCCACAUAAUAAAAGUGAAAUAGCUUAACAACGACAACUUUUCUACACAGCAUGAAUUGUACGUGAAUUUAAAAUUAAACAUUGUUUCAGAACAAGGUACUCGCCUUUCAGUAGCAGUGAAAACGGCUGAAGCAAAAGAGAUAUCUGGUAUUUUAUAAAUACUUUAUGUUACAAUACAAAAGAGGACAAAUUACUGCAGUCGUAUUGUCUUCAGUACUGCAGUCGUAUUGUCUUCAGUUUCAUUGUCACAGAGAACUUUCGGCUUGCUCAGAUCAUUACAGAUAGCCACAGAGCAAGUAGGAGGAUGAUAUCGCACAACUACGGUUAUCCUGAUUUCAGUUGUACGAAGUUCAUGUUAUAUUGGUCUGAUAAUAUUUUCGAACGAUAGAGAUUAGAUGUUGAUUUUGAAUGUCGGACAAAUAUACUAACUAACAUAUCAGUUCGCGUAAUUGGUCCGAUAUUUAUAGGUUACAUACGCAUCUAUACGUAAAUAUAUUAUGUAAAUAUCAUAAAUAUGUUCAAUAGCCUGAAUAGGAUUAACAAUACUGAACUAAAUAGAAAAAAGUAGUGCAACAACACACACUGAAUUACGUCACGCACCCGAUAUGAAAUUCAGGCGUCAGUGUAUUGAAAAAUAUUGACGUUUCCGGUACCAGUGUAACUUAACGGAUAACAGAAAGGAGUAUGUAAUAAACAAAUGUAUAAAUGUUUGAUCGGAAACAGUGGAUUGGAAGUUCUGUGCUCUUGUUACUUUAAUUAUUCCAAAAACAGUUGUAGCGUAACUAUAAUAACACACUUACGUAACUGGUAUGCGUUAGCUGUUGCAAUUAAGUUUGACGAUACUAAUGACGUUAUCACUCUGGGCAGUCAUGGCUUUAGCUUAUCAACUAGCAAAGAUAAUGCAAUUAGUGUUCUGCGUUUGAAAUAUUCAUAAACUAUAUGUAUCACGAUGUUCAUGUGUGUAAUAUUUUUCUUCAUAUUUGUUUAUAUUUCAUUAGGAUUAUGCAUAUUGUGUUACUUCACAUUGUUUUAGUCUUGUUUGGUUUACACUUAUUUAUGUUAGCUUACCUGCGAUAAAAACGGUCAGCUUAUUGGAAUUGCUCUCAAUUCCGCAUUUUCAAAAGACCUAAGUUCCUAUUCAUCUGUGUUGAAAGAUACAAAAUACGCAUUUUUGACUAAAAUAGUUUUCAUUGGAUAUAAACUUUAAAUGUAAAAGUGCUCAUCAAAUUGUAUUUAACUUUGCUAAAUACAAAAGCAAUUUGUUUCUAUAGAGCUUUCAAAAAGCUGCCAAUUGUUAGUACAUAACCAAACUACGGCUAAUUAUACAUACAUAACACACAUUUUACUGUUUAUAUACAAAAACCUGUGUAUUUCGUAUUAACAUGGAUUAUGCGUUGUCAUUGUUCAAUUUUCUAACAUUGAAUUAUGGGCAUAUGAUCCCUUUAAGUUUUAAUCUAAGACAUAUACUCUGAAAGGCUUAAUUUUCUUUUUUUUCCCUGGCGUAAUGGUUUGUAAUGAAGCUUUGUAUGAAUGCGCAUUUUGCGGUUACAAAAGAUUUGCUCUUAAUUGUUUGUUAAGUUAAAUACUGACCCAUACUGGGGCCAUAUGAGAAGAUGUCGAAAUGACACCAGUUAGGCUCUAUGUUUUUGAAGGGUAUUUUCAGUUUGAAAUGUAUACAAUUGUCAUAUUAUUUUGUAUACAAAAACAUACGUUUUUGAAAUUGACACAUUUCACAAUAUAUUCUGUCAACACUUGCAUGUUAACACUUACAAUAAUAUGGAGGGUAAUAUUAAUUUUGCUUCGAAAUUCAAAAGAAAAUGUAAACUGUUGAUUCGCUUUUUAACAUUUGUUUCAGUUUUUAUAUAUAAAAUUGGAUAGAAGGUUAUUAAAUGUUUAUUAUGUCAUGCUUUUAAUAGUUUUUUACGCAAUGAGCUUGUAUAUGCUAAAUAUUGAUUUUAUAAUGAUUUCAUUCUCGGUAAAUUUAAAAAUGUUCAACGCAGGGUUGAUUUUUGCAACUUCCAUGGAAUUACAUAUGAGUAUAAGGAAAUAAAUUUUACACGAUGGUUAUUUCAUAUUUUAUCAACAUUAAAUGUAAUACAAUUAUACCUGUGUGCUAGCAAGCAUAACAAACUUUGCAAUACAAUUAACUAAACAAAGAAUAUCGCAGGUCAAAACCUGUGUGUUUUUAAAUUUAUUUCCUUUUUUAUCAAAAAUUAAUUUGUUGCGUAUCAUAUGAAAAAAUACAAAGGUUGUUAAAAUUAAUAUUUCGUGACUCACGUGCUACAUGUUCAUUACUUUUUUUUAAUUGUAGUAAGGAAGCACGUUUUGUUAACGCCUGUCGACAUUAUUUCUAGUUUUUGCACGUGCAACUGCGGUCUUUAAAUGUUUUUUUCUUGUUUUCUUGUUGGACUUAUUUCUAAAUAAUUAGCCUAUAUACUUAUGUAGGAGUUAUGUAUUGUUUUUCCUUGAACAACUACCGAAUCAGGUUGUAGAUUAUGAUAUAAUUCUAUCUGUAGUUUUAUAGAUCAUUAUUUUUCAAAUUAGUGUAAACUGAUAUUAUGUAUGAGUGACAUUACAUGUACCAGAUAUGUAAAGUUAUUUUCAUGUCACGCAUCCUUCAUGCCUCCUUAUUGCGGAUAUAUAUGUAAUGUAUAAUGUAACUAUCAGAAUCCAUUACUUUUGUUUCCGAGUAUUUAAAGUUAGACACAAAGAAUGCAUAUAUGAAUACUGCGAAAUAUUUCCAAUUAUAUAUCUUUUAGCUUCAAUCCUUAAAAGGUGAUCCGGCUUUUUAACCUCGUUUUUGAAGUGAAAUUGGGGAAUUAAUUGUAAAGAACUUUCUAUGAUAUAGGAAUACUUAGUAAUUUGUAGAUAAAUACAAUAGGGCCCUGAUAGCCCUAUAUCGAUCACCUGAAGAAAGAAGGUCAGUAGGUCACAUCCAUGGACACUGAGUUCAGUUUUAAGAUCGGUGUGCAAAACUGUACACGCCAUCCAAAUUUUAAGACUGUAUCUUAAAAAAACAAAAAUGUAGGUCAGUAGGUCAAAUUCCACAUGACCCAGAUUCCUAUUUGAUUUAAGAUCAUCAACGUUAACAUUCUGACCAAGUUUCAUGAAGAUACAGUCAUGAAUGUGGCCUCUAGAGGGUUAACAAGCUUUACUCUUGAUUUGAUCUAGUGACCUAGUUUCUGACUCCACUUGGCCUAGAUUUAAACUUGACCUAAAGAUUAUCAAGAUUAACAUUCUGGGUAAGUUUCAUAGAGAAAUCUUCAUAAAUGUGGCCUCUAGAGUGAUAACUAGCCUUUUCUUUGAUUUGACCUGGUGGCCUAGUUUUUGACCCCACAUGACCCAGAUUUUACUUGACCUAUAGAUCAUUAAGAUUAACAAUCUGACCACGUUUCAUGAAGAUACAGUCAUAAUGUGGCCUCUAGAGUGUUAACUAGCUUUUCGUUUUAUUUGACCUGGUGACCUAGAUUUUGACCCCACGUAACCCAGAUUGAACUUGACCUAGAAAUCAUCAAUAUUAACAUUCUGACCAAGUUUCAGCAAGAUGUAGUCAUAAAUGUGGCCUUUAGAGUGUUAACAAGCUUUACCUUUGAUUUGACCCGGUGACCUAGUUUCUGACUCCACUGAUCCUAGAUUUGAACUUGACCUAACGAUCACCAAAAUUAAUAUUCUGACCAAGUUUCAUAGAGAUAUUUUUUAUAAAUAUGGCCUAUAAAUUGUUAACAAGUUUCACAUUUUAUUUAACCUGGUGACGUAGUCUUUUAUCCCGCCUGACUCAGAUUUAAACUUGACAUAAAAAUCAUCAAGGUUAACAUUCUUACCAAAUUUCAUUAAGAUAUGAUCAUAAAUGUGGCCUUUAGAGUAUUAAUCAGAUUUUCGUUUAAUUUGACUUGGUGACCUAGUUUUUGACCCCACCUGAUCCAGAUUUAGACUUGGCCUAAAAAUCAUCAAUAUUAACAUUCCGACAAAGUUUCAUUAUGGUAUGGUCAUAAAUGUGGCCUCUACAGUGUUAACUAGCUCUUCCAUUGAUUUGGCCUGGUGACCUAGGUUUGAAUUUGACCUAAAGAUUUUCAAGAUUAACAUUCUGACCAAAAUUCAUAAAAUAUGAUAAUAAUUGUGGCCUCUAGAGGGUUAAUAAGCCUUACCUUUGAUUUGACUUGAUGGCCUAGUUUAACAUGUUAUCGGAAACAAAUUUUUUUAGGCCUUAUCAGAUCGUAUCUAACACGCCACAAUAUCUACAUACAUUUAUUUAUAUAAAAUCUGUAAGAAGAUCCUUUGAGAGAAACUGAAUGAACUUGUACAAUUUUAAACUUAGAACGUUUGAAAUAUUCAAAUAUUGCAUAAAGAUUUUAAAGAAAUUCUGUAUGUGGAAUAUGUGGCAAUUCUGUAAAAAAUGUGUUUUUUUUAUACAAUUAGUAUUUAUCAUGCUGCCAGACAUAUGGAUUUUUGUAAGACUUCUGUAUUAAAUUGCAUAAACAUUCAGAAGGUUUGGAAAUGUAUUUAUCUUAUAAUUAUAUUAUAGACAUUCUGUGUGAAACAUGUUGAAUAUAUAACUGUUCUGAAAAAUUGUUGCAUAUCGUUAGAUAACAUGUAACAUGCCGCAAUAUUUAUACACAUUACAAGGGUCUUGAAUCCUCUGUAUGAAAUUGAAAGAGUUUGUUUAAACUUUUAUGACCUUCCCGUGAGCCUUAAAUCUUGUUGGAACAUGCAAAUAGUGUAAACCCACUGUAUACAAUGGAAGCGCUGUUUUCAUCGACUUUCAUACAUGUAGCCUAAAAUAUUUGGUAAUAUAUCUUAAGAGAAUGGCUUGGCUGAUUUUUAUAUAUUUAUCUCUUAUUUGCCCAAACUAAUCACUGAAAUAAAAUUUUAUGUUUUUUUCAUAUUAAACGAAGCGACAUUUGAGAAUAAUAAUGCGUAGUCUACAUUCUUCAAAAAUAUAUUCAAUUUCGUGCAUUUAUUGUUCUGUCAGUUAACUUACUGAUAUUGAUGUAAAUUGAAACACUGCGUGAGCAUUAAAUGUAACAAAACCAGAUUUGAAAUUCAUAUCGAUUUAAAUUCGGAAUCUCGAAUUCCAAGAGACCGAACAUUUUUCUUCGAUAUAACCGAUAGUUUACUUAAAAUGAUUCUUGAAGCAGCGGAAUUUGUUGUCUCAUUGUACCUUUAAACAUGACAUGUUCAUAUGAUAUAAAGUUUUAGAGUGCGCAGCAAUUUGAAACGCAUUUUGCUGAUAAGUUUUUUUUUGUUUGUAACACAUGAUCACGCUUUUAUUUAGGUAAUAAAAUUUUCCUUCGACACAGAGACGUAAAUACUCGUAUAUGAAUUUGACGUUUUGGUUUUCAAUUUUUCUACGACACGUUCGAAUCCGGCGUGCGUAGAAAUUGACUUCAACGUUAUAUAGUAAAAUCCUCUUUUUAUUUGUAAUCUUACGUUUAGUAUUAUUUUAUUUAUUGAUUCUUGCUAGCAAUAGCAGCUCUAUAAGCGUCUUACCUUUAGACGUAGAAUUAUGUUAUAUACAUUCAUAACUCUAAAGCCAUGUAGCGUAGUUUUACAAAUAGUUACUAAAUACAUGUAUUUUCAAUAAACUUGAUGCUGUUUUUA